CCUGUGUCUUUACCACUGCUCCAUUGCUUGGAGGUGUCCAGCAACUCCCUAAUCAGCCCUCUCACUCAGCACUGGGGGGGUGUUCUCUAGGAAACUGAGAGACCCACCUCAGACACCAAUGUGACCGUGCCAGGUGCUUGCACAGUAGGUCUCAGAGAUAACAUGAUAACAUAUGGCUCUGUCCCCCAUUCCCGCCCCCAGGAGAUCUAGCCAGCCCAGGCUGAGGAAAUGAGACCCCUGGGUCAAGGGACCAGAGCUGGAGCCCCUGCCUGAGAACUCCAGCUUCUCUUCCCCAGGUGACCAUCUGUUGGAGAGAUGACUGAUGCCCAGAACAUUUCGCUAGGCAGCCCGGGGAGCGUGGGGGCUGUGGCAGUGCCUGUGGUCUUUGCCCUCAUCUUCCUGCUGGGCACAGUGGGCAACGGGCUGGUGCUGGCAGUGCUGCUGCAGCCAGGCUCAAGUGCGUGGCAGGAGCCAGGCAGCACGACCGACCUGUUCAUUCUCAACCUGGCGGUGGCUGACCUCUGCUUCAUCCUGUGCUGCGUGCCUUUCCAGGCUGCCAUCUACACGCUGGACGCCUGGUUCUUCGGGGCGCUUGUCUGUAAGGCUGUGCACCUGCUCAUCUACCUCACCAUGUACGCCAGCAGCUUCACGCUGGCCGCGGUCUCCGUGGACAGGUGUGCUGGCUGGGACCGGGCUGGGGCUGGGCUGGGGAGGGAGACCGGAGCAGAUGCCCGUGGGCCUUAG
Molecule: messenger RNA, 744 nt
Organism: Miniopterus natalensis
Lineage: Eukaryota; Metazoa; Chordata; Mammalia; Chiroptera; Miniopteridae
Source: RefSeq, a predicted model, not a curated record